Molecule: messenger RNA, 2861 nt
Organism: Paralichthys olivaceus (Japanese flounder)
Lineage: Eukaryota; Metazoa; Chordata; Actinopteri; Pleuronectiformes; Paralichthyidae
Gene: crlf3
Product: cytokine receptor-like factor 3
Molecular function (GO): protein binding
Source: RefSeq, a predicted model, not a curated record
GGAAGUGUCAUUUCUGGAUUUGAGCAAAAGUUCAUAUCUGGCGGCGGCUUCGAGCUGAUUCACGAGCUUCGGGAAGAAAUGCCGACGAGAACCCACUAAAACAGGCACGGAGGAGGGAGGAUGUCUGCGGAGGUGGACGCAUUGCUGCAGGAGGCGAAAGAAAGCAUCGAGGCGGCUCAGAACUACCGCAGUGAGCUCCAGCAGCGCCUGCAUGGCCUCAACCAGGCCCGAAAACAGGUGCGGGGGAGUUCAGGCCAGGCCCGUGAAGCCCUCCGGAGGCACUUCGCAGAGCUGCAGGCGGCAGCAACACGGCUGCUGACGGAGCGACUGUCUUCCCUGCUGGCUGAAGUGGAUUCCAUGGAAGCUGACAGCGUCAAACCGCUGGAUGACUGUCAGAGCCUCAUUGAGCAUGGGGUGGGUCAGGCCGACGAGCUGCUGAGAGAGGGAGAAGCAGCUCUACGUUGUGGUCUCGGGGAGAAGGAGGACAAAUUGGGCAGUUUCACCAAGAAGGCCAUGCACAUCCAGCUGGACAGUCUACCAGAGGUACCAGCAUUGGUGGACGUGCCAAGUGUUUCAGCCCAGCUGGACGACUCCCUGCUGGGGCUGCUAAGGGACCGGGUCUCCCGCCACGGCUCUGUGUCCUCCCACCCACCCGUCCAGAUAGAGGAGCUGCAGGAGAGGCCUGGAAGUAUUCUGGUCCGCUGGUGUAAGGUGGAUGAGGACUUUGCAGCAGCGGAUUAUCGGCUGCAGUACCGGCGAUCAGGCAGCGGGGGCAGCCAGUAUGAGGAUUCCUACAUCGGUCGGGAUUGUGAGUUUCUGGUUCUCCACAUGGACCCUCACACAGAUUAUCUGUUCAGGGUGUGCGCCCGCGGGGAGGGCCGCACCGAAUGGAGCCCCUGGAGCAUCCCACAGACGGGAUACACCACACUCGCACCGCACGAGUGGUGUCCGGGCACUGAGGGCUACAUUCUGAGCAGCCGGAGAAACAUCGCUCUAUGCAACGACUCCUCCCAAACCCACUGCCAAGUCCUCUACUCCAAAUCACCCACCUACUUCUGUGGUCAGACACUGACCUUCAAGAUCUCUGCAGCAGGUCAGCUGGACCGGAGGGACAGCCUGGGCGUGUGCGUGGACAACCAAAGGGGGGCAGAGUCUCUUCAGAAAGACCAGGCCGUCUGCAUCUCCACCAACGGUGCUGUCUUUGUAAACGGUAAAGAGAUGACCAACCAGCUGCCCGCCAUCACCACGGGCUCUGCCGUGACCUUCGACAUGGAAGUGGUGAACCUGUUUCCAAUCAGCAACAAUAACCUGAGCGAAGGGUGCAACUUUAAGCUGAGGGUGACCAUUGGCUCAGGGAACCGGGAGGUGGUGUUUGAUUGGCUGGUGGACCAGGCGGUGGACUGCCUCUUCUUCGGCUGCUCUUUUCUCCACUCGGGGUGGAAGGUCCUUGUGUUUUAAGAGCGACUCUGUCGAUCGUUAGAGUUUGGGAGCUCCACACGCCCGCUCCGUUAUCUUCAGAUUCAUCAUUCUUCUUCUGUUCUUUCACCUCUUCCAUCUGAAUCAUCUGCAGGGCGACUGCAGAGUCUGGGGAAAAAACAGGAAAAAUCGGUCACAUCUUCGCAGAAUUUCUGAAAUGUAACAACAGUUUACUUUCAGUUUCUCCACAUCACAAAUAUCCAUCAGUAACUGUCCACGCAGCCUGGAGAGAUCCUGCGAUUCUGUCGUGUAUUUUUACAGAGGAAAAAGUCCUGUGACCUUCCUUUACCACGUCAAACAAUCGUCAGCUGUGAGUGUACGAUGAAGCACAAAUAGAAGCUAAAACACAGAAUUCACCACGGCCGUUAAGAUUAAUCCUCAGACUCUUCAAACAUAUCGCAAACAUGAUUCCUCUUGAGUACGGUCAAGUACGACUGUCGCAUUUUUAACUAUCUGCAACUUCAGGACUCCAGAGCAAAACAUGGAGGUGCAAGGAGUCAUACUUGUAAAAAAAAACAACAACAAAAAAACAGGUGAGACUGGCUCGUGCUGCACCAGAGGGAAUAAUUUCGCAGCCGCAGAACCGAUGAUCAGGACAGACGAGUUUUAAAUGUUGCGUUGCAUUUAUCAGACGUUUAUUUCUUCAAAAACAGAAGCCUGUUUCCUUUCCUCAGGAGAAUUCUGUUUGUUUACAUGAGCUUAAGUAACUUGGUUGCUGUUGGUUUUUUGGUUGAGUACUUUUUGGGUAAUCCUGCUAACAAACAAACAGACGAAAACCUCUCUUUGGUGGAGGUACUACAUAAUUGUCUCACUGGUACCAGGAGCAACAAGCCUCUACCAAUGUAGCCAUUGUUUGUUUUUGUUGUUUUACACCAACUGAACUUCUCCCCUUCAUGAAUGAGUUUUUCUGUGACCUGCUUUCUCCGAGUGACUCGGUUGCAUGUAAACGUACAGUGACGAUGACUGGAAGAGUCGCAGCUUUUUCCAGGACAGACAUGUGAUUGAUACCUUUUUUUUCCCUCCAGACUCUUUGCAAACCUCAUCAGUGUCGAGCGUCUCCGUGUAGAAACGAUCAAGUUCCUGUUCAGCCUUCAGGGAGCUGUAUUGUUGUUUUUUUUUUAGGUUGGCCGUUGUUUAAAGCUGUUCUGUUUGUCCAUGCAUCUAUGUGUUGUUUGUUUAGCCACAGUAACAGUUUACCGCAGCCUGUUUGGACACACACACUCUGUUCCCAGGUCACAUGAUGAUAAAUGUUUGUUUUUUGGAGCAGAAUUGUUACGAUCUGUUGCUGCCUCUUAACGGUUUAAACUGAUAAACCUGCUGGUGUUUGUUUUUUUUAUCAUCAUUAUUCGUUUAUUUUAACAAAAAAAAACUCACUGUGAAAGUCA